This is a messenger RNA of Pogona vitticeps (central bearded dragon), 4480 nucleotides long. RefSeq names its product zinc finger protein 281 (gene ZNF281). Lineage: Eukaryota; Metazoa; Chordata; Lepidosauria; Squamata; Agamidae. Gene Ontology annotation, biological process: regulation of DNA-templated transcription. The record is from RefSeq and is a predicted model, not a curated record. Gene Ontology annotation, molecular function: DNA-binding transcription factor activity, RNA polymerase II-specific; RNA polymerase II cis-regulatory region sequence-specific DNA binding.
CCAGCGGCCGCGGGGUCCGGCAGCGCUCGCCACCCGUGAGGGCCGCGCCUCCUCUUUCUUCCCCCCCUCACCCCGCCCCGCUCCCGCCUCGCCUCCCUCGCCCGGCGGUCCUUGUCCCGUCCCUGAGGGGAGUAUGAAGCUGGGCAGUGGCUUUCUGGGGGGCGGCGGCGGCUCCUCUUCUUCUAAGAGGCAAGCAAUGGACCCCACCUUCCCCCCCAGCAUGGUCAUGUUCAACCACCGCCUGCCGCCAGUCACCAGCUUCACCCAGCCGGCCGCACCCCCCCAGCAUUGUGGGCCGACGCCGGCCUCCUCGGCCACCUCCUCCUCGUCGUCAUCUUCCUCCUCCUCUUCGUCGUCGUCUUCCUCUUCUUCCUCCUCCACCGCCACGAGUGCAACGGCCACUGCCGAGCCCCCUGGCCCACCUCCUCCUCCUCACCCUCAGGGCAUGACUUUUAAGAAAGAGCCGGCAGGGGGUUUCCCUCUGACUGUGCCCUCCUCUGCCUCCUCAUCCCAGAGGAGCCCCUGGGGCUUCUUCCACUCACUAAUGAACAUCAAGCAAGAGAAGCCCAGUGACCAAGAGGAAGAGGACCAACAGCACCAUCACCACCACCAUCACCAUUAUGGGGGCCUCUUCGGGAUAGCUGGGGAGGAGAGACACCCCACUCUUGGUGGCAGCGGAGGAGGAGGAGGAGGAGUGGAAGGAGCUAACCCCAGCGUGAUCCAAGACCUCAACUUUCUCCAACACUUGCACCACUAUCCCCACAGAGGAGACUUGCUGCUGGGCCUCAGAAGUGGCGGUGAAGCGGGUCCUCCUGGCUCCGAUGAGCCUAAGCAUGAUGCCCAGGCCCGGAAGAUGAAGAGGCCAAAGUCGGAAUCUCAGGGAAUCAAAGCCAAGCGGAAGCCAAGCAAUUCCUCCAGGCCCCUUGUGGCUGGAGAUGGAGAAGCUGCCAUGCUGUCCGCUAGCCAGAAACCUCAUGUUUGUGAACACUGCAACGCUGCCUUCAGGAGCUCCUAUCAUCUGCGUAGGCAUGUGCUCAUCCAUACCGGAGAGAGGCCUUACCAGUGUGGCCAGUGCAACAUGGGGUUCAUUCAGAAGUAUUUGUUACAGAGACAUGAAAAGAUCCACAGCAGAGAGAAGCCGUUUGGGUGUGACCAGUGCAGCAUGAAAUUCAUCCAGAAGUAUCACAUGGAGAGACACAAGAGGACACACAGCGGAGAAAAGCCAUACAAAUGUGAAACCUGUCAGCAGUAUUUUUCAAGGACUGAUAGACUGUUGAAGCACAGACGUACAUGUGGAGAAGCCAUAGGGAAAGCAGGUGCUGGAAUGGAUCCUGGGCCAUCAAACCAUAGCAUGGGAAACCUGUCUAUGUUGUCUCAGGGAAAUACAGGUUCUUCAAGGAGAAAAAGCAAAGCAAAAUCUAUAUCCUCUGAAAACAAAGAACACAAGCCUAGUCAAAAAGUAUCUGAAUCUCAAAUUGCAUCUAAUAUGACCUUGCAGAAUUAUGCAGUGGACUUUCCUAUAGUGUCUUCCAGUGGUGGUUUGAUUGGCACUGGGAUAGAAGAUCUGCAGAAAAAGGUGCCAAAAUUAGUCUUUAAGAAAGGAAACAGGAAGGGUGCAGACAAAAAUUUUCUGAACUUUGUGUCACCAUUACCAGACCUUCUUGGUCAAAAACAAUUGCCUGGGAAACCGGGUGGCUCUCUUGGCUUAGUCACAAAUACUGGUGUAGAUGCUAUUGGUCUUCUCCAAGCUGCAAGUGGUAAACCAGGUCAAUUAAGUAGCAAUUAUGAUGAUGCCAUGCAAUUUUCAAAGAAAAGAAGAUAUUUGCAAACUGCCAGUAGUAACAGUGCCUUUUCUAUAAAUGUUGGGCAUAUGGCCUCCCAACCGUCUGUUAUUCAGUCUGCAGGUGUAAGUGUUCUGGAUAGUGAAACCCCGUUAUCUCUUAUUGAUUCGCCAUCUCUAAGUUCUGACAUCAAAUCUUGUCAUGACAAAUCUGGCAUUCCUGAUGAAGUGUUACAAAGUCUUCUAGAGCAGUACUCUCACAAAUCUGAAGGCCAGAAAGAAGAUCCUUUCAGUAUCCCUGAACAGCGUGUGGACUUGCAUGCUUCAGGAGAACAUACAGAGAUGGGGCAAGAGGAGAAUCUGAGCCCCAGCUCCCAAACAACUUCAAAUGACAAAACAAGCAUGCUGCAAGAAUACUCAAAAUACCUCCAGCAUGCUUUCGAAAGAACAACCAAUAGCACUGGUUUUGCUUUUGGACCUAGUUUCCAAUUUGUAAGCCUUCAUAACCAUACUUUGUUUCAGGACAAACAAAUAUAUACCACAUCUCCACUUGAGUGUGGUUUCAGCCAAUCUGUUACCUCAGUGUUGCCACCUACAUUGUCAAAGCCUCCUUUUGGUAUGUUGCUUGGAUCUCAGCCAGGUUUUUAUUUAUCUGCUUUGGAGGCAACCCAUCAACAGUUGACUCCUUCACAGGAGCUAGAUGAUCUGAUAGACUCUCAAAAAAACAUAGAUGCUUCAUCAAACUAUCAGUCUACACCUCAAAAGCUGAGUAGCCAGAAGGAACAAAAAUCCCUAGAAUCUUCAACAAGCUUUCCAGUUCCAUCUCAGGAGCUGGCUAACCAGAUAGAUCCUCAGAAGGACCUAGAUCAUCGAGCAACGUAUCAGAUAGAAACCUUUGCACAAGCAUUUGGUUCUCAGUUUAAGACGGGCAGCAGGGUGCCAAUGACUUUUAUUGCUAACUCUAAUGGGGAAGUGGACCAUAGAGUAAGGACUUCAGUAUCAGAUUUCUCAGGGUAUUCAAAUGUAAUGUCUGAUGUAAGUGAGCCAUGUAGUACAAGAGUAAAGACCCCAACCAGCCAAAGUUAUAGGUAAAGUUCCAAGUGAUGACUAGGCUUUGGGCUGGUCUUAAUGUAUUAGUUUUAUUUUGAUAACACUGCCAUUGGAAUGUUUCUACAGGAUCCUAAUACAAAUAAUGUAACAUGCCCUUUCAAUGCAACUUUUCAUAUUUAGUUUUUGUUAACCUAAUUUUAGAUUGGUUUGUGUUACGAUUUUUAAUUGGUUGGCCAGAUUGGUUGACUUGACAGUUUGCAUUUCUGUUUACAUGACAGUGUUUAGCAAUCAAACUUACAUAUUUAGAUUGUCAGGGAGUAGCCCAAAAGUUGCAAAUGCAAAAAAAGAAAAAGAAAAAAAAAGAGAGAGAAAAUGAAACAAACAAAAAAACCCCUUUGUUCCUAGGAUUAAGGUUUAUUUUACUUGCUUUACUCUCAGGAAAUGAAAUGAAGCAAGGAGAUUCUGAACGUUACUGGUGUACAGUAUUGGGAUUUCCAAUUUAUAAACAAGUGGCAAUACUACUUUGCCAUUUAACAGAGGGAUCUAAGACGUUACAAAUAGCUAUCUCACAUCUGAGUUAUAUAACAUUUUGAGAAUUUAGCUACCUACAGCCUGUUUAUAGUUGGUAAAGUAAUUCCUUAUUUCUUUUCCCAGAUGAUGAUACUCAUUCCAGAUUGGUGGGGUAAAUAUUCUCAGAUCCUUGGUGUAAGCCUGGAAAGAUAGCUUUAAUAAAAUACAAUAAUAUCCACCCUCACCCUUGAAGAUAAACUAUGAAUUCUGUAAAGAAAUUUUAGUGGCAGAAUCCAUGAAAGGAAUUUUAAAGUUACAAUUUGAUGUCAUUGGAACCCCAAACUUAAAAUUACAAUAAUAAUUUAUAUACAUAUUGGGAUGUGUUAUUUAUUAAAUAUGUGGUUUUUUUAAUAACCCCAAUUGGCAUCCAACACUUCUCUUUCCCUUUACAUAGCUUUGUUUAGUGUUUAAAUGUCCUCUUCCUUCAUCAAAUGUUUUUUAUACCAAGCUCACUCUCCAUGGUUUGUGAUCCUUUCUUCUUCCCUUUAGCUUAACAGCUGGAAUUUUAGAAGAUUUACAUUCCAGAAGAUUGGAUGACGUAUUAUGUAUUUCUUGAUGUCUUGUGACAUCAGAAGUUGACAAUUUGAAAAGCUGUAUGCCCUUUUAUUUUAGAAGGCCAUAUGAGAUCCAACAAAAUGAUCACUCAGUUGUACAUAGAAAGGCCCUCCAUUGUGCAGUGGGUUCUACUAGUUUAGUCAUCAGCAGUUUUGAAUAUUUCGUGGGGGUUUGGUGGCUAUAAUUACACAUGAUUACAAGGGUGUAAGAAGGACACUUUGCAGAGUUGGGUCUUAAGACCUCAUUUCUAUUCAGAGGUUGGCCUAAAUGUGUGAACCAUGUGACCAAUAAUUAUUUGGUUUAUUGUAGCCAGAGUUUCCAAGGAAUUGUUGCUCAAAUUCAUGUAUAUUUUGUGGUACAUUAUUUAUGAUACGUGAAUCUUGAUUAGAGCCUGUGGAGCCACAGAGACCUGCUAGAUAACAUAGUGUCUAUUUUAAAACUGCUAAAAAGCAGUUGCACUACCCAGAACCACUUUUAUUGUUUUUGCAGAUAUAUUUUUUUCUAAUUAGUUUUUAAAAUGUAAUU